AUGAGCGUAAUUCGCUCACCAUGCCAUGGCGCCUCCCCUCCCCGUCCGCCAACUCUCGCGGCUGCAACAUUCUCCGCCGCACCACACUGCGCGCUUACCGUAGGCCGCCCUUCGCUCCCGGGCUCUCUCUUCCUGCGCCCCCGACUCUCCGCGCCUCGCCAACCUUGCCUCUGCCCGUCCCGCCCCAUCCGCGCACCUCCUCCCGCGGCUGCGCUCGACGGGCUGGGCGCGGUGUACGGGCAACUCGCGGACGCGCUGCUGCACGGGGUGCCGCUGGGCAUGGACGUGACUAUAGCGAGCGUGCAUCACGAGGUGGCGCAGCUCGCGGCGUCCGCCGGCAUUCCUCUGGACGACCCCGUGGCGCUGCGCGAGUGGAUCGCGUCCGUCGCGCUGCUGCUGGCGUACGCCUCCGCGCCCCCGUCCGGCCCCAUGGGCCUCCUCGACUUCCUCGUCGCGCCCCUCCAUACCGUCACCUUCAGGCGGUUCUCCCCGUCGGAGGUGAAGGUGGGGCGGCAGCUGGGCCACGGCAACUUCGGCGUGGUCUACGAGGCCACCGUCGCCGGCCCGCGCGGACAGCCGCAGCGCGUGGUGGUGAAGCGCAAGGCGGCGGGCGCGGGCGCGGACGAGAUGCAAGACGUGGAACUGUUCAUGAACCACCGGCUGCAGCGCACGGUGCCAGGAGUGGCGGCCAAGUUCCUGGGGACGAUGGAGGUGCAGCCAGGGAACAAGCUGCAGGAGGGGGUGUGGCUGGUGUGGCAGCACCAGGGCGACAGCACGUUGGACCGCCACCUCAAGGACAGCCAGUACCCCGCGCCGCUGGCCGCCAUGGUGCUGGGCGUGCAGGGGGACGCGAGUGGGUGGUCGGAGGAGCAGCGCAUGUGGGUGGAGUGGGAGGUGGCGCAGACCGUCAUGCGCCAGAUCCUCUCCAACCUCCGCGCCCUGCACCACGCAGGCGUGGUGCACAGGGACGUGAAGCCGGCCAACCUGGUGGUGGACGAGGCCGAGCGCCACCUCUGCCUCAUCGACCUCGGCGCCUGCGUUGACCUGCGCUCCGGCCGCAACUAUGUGCCCAGUGAGACGGUGAUGGACCCAAAGUACGCCGCCCCCGAGCGCUUCGUCAUGCCGCCUGCCACCACGCCGCAGCUGCCGCCCGACCCGCUGGCAAGCCUGCUGUCGCCCUUCCUCUGGGUGGCCAACUCCCCCGACAGAUUUGAUGUCUUCUCCGCUGGCGUGGUGCUCAUGCAGCUCUCCCUCAAGUCGCUGCGCCAUGAGGCCAACCUGGAGGGGUUCAACAACGAGUUGAAGCGGUGCGACUACGAUCUGAGCAGGUGGAGGAAGAAGUUCCGCCCCUCCAACGCUGACAUGGCCCUGCUUGAUGCCCAUGGCGGAGCGGCGUUUGACUUGGCAAAGCAGCUGCUGCAGAAGCGACCCAACCAUGACCAUGCCGGCGAGAGGGCGGAGAGGGCGGAGCAUGGGGAGAAGGGGGAGAAGGUGCAGGUUGGGGAGGAUGCGCGGGGGAGACACAAGGACGUGGGGCGGAAGAAAGGCGUGGGUGCUGUGGAGGUGGCGACAGGAGGUGGCAAGGCAGGCGAGAGGAGUGAUGGCGUGAGAGGGCGAGGGGAGGCAGCCCGGGCAAGAGCGGAUGUGCGAGGAGGGAAGGAGGCAGCGGCACUGCGAGGAGGUGCGAAGGAGGGCAGUGAGGUAGGGAAGGGAUUGCUGGUGCAUGCGCUCAAGGCUGUGGUGCCGCCUCCCACCGCCCUCCACCCCCAGCCCUCCCUGCACGCCCCCACUGGUGGUGCGGGCAAGGCAAGGCGGGCGGCAGCGGGUGACAAGGCGGGGCAGGUGGCAGGCAGAGGGGACGCGGAGGGCGCAGAGGGGGAGAGCGGCAGGGGCAGGGGAGCGGGCGUGAGGGCGAGGGGGGAUCGCGGGAGGGCGAGGGGCGGGGCAGUGGAUGUGGCGGGGGCGGUGAAGCGCGGGCACGUGGCGACGGCGUAUGUGCUGGGGUCGCUGGUGGCGGGGCUCGCCCGGUCGCUGGAUGAUGACAAGAGCCGCGGCGGUGAGGAGGGGGGGGACGCACGCUUGACGCAUGGUGUGGCGGGCAGCGAAGCAGAGGCUGAUGAGGGUAAGGAGGCGAGGGGAGGCGGUGGGCAGGAGGAGAGAGAUGGGGGCAAAGGGGAGGUAGGGGGCAGGAAGGACGGGAUGGAGAGGGAAGGUGGGCGUGUGGUGCGCGGUGGUGCAGAGAGGUCAGGGGCGCGGGUGGAGAUGGGCAAGGGAAAGGCAGUUGAGGCGGGGGGCAGAGGACGGGAUGGGGGGAGUGAGGGGGGCGUGGGAGUGAGUGUGGCGGUGGGCAUGGCGGAGGUGGGCGUGGCAGCAGCGGGUGCCACAGCCACGGCAGUGAUGGCAAUAGCGUCCUCUGUGUGGCGCGAUAUGGCCGCCCCCUCGCCCGCCCCUCCCACCCCCAAUGCCCGCAGCAGCCCUGUGACAGCAGUGGUGAAGGCUAGUGAGGUGGGCAGUGGGAGGAGGGGGAAGGAGGGGAAGGAGCAGGAGAGGGUGUUGCAAGAGGCAGUGGAGGCGGCAGCGGAGGAGCGGGAACGGAUUCUGAAGGCGGUUGGGGGGAGUGAGGGCAGCAGGCAGCAUGAGGGGUCGCCUGUGGAGUUGCAUGCAGUGGUAGGAGGUGGCGAGGGAGGGGCGUAUGUGGGGGGGGUGGGAGUGGUGGCUCGGGAGGGGCGUAUGAGGCGGCAGGUGGAGCGGCAGGUGAUAGCAGAGGAGCUUCUAACGUCAGUAAGCGAGCUGGGGGUGCAGCUGGGGUCACUGGAGGAGUCGCUGCAGGCAGGCCGGCACGUGGCAGCAAAGCAGCAGCACCUGCUCACCCGGAUGGAGAAACUUCUUGUGACUCCAUCAACCCAUAAGCAAGCGGCCUCUCCCACUGUGAACACCACUGGUGUGCCUUCGAGCCAUAACGGCAUGCCAUCGAUACAAGAUGCGGGCCAAUAUGACAGGACUGAAAAAUAG
Closterium sp. Yama58-4 is the source of this 3012-nucleotide messenger RNA. Lineage: Eukaryota; Viridiplantae; Streptophyta; Zygnematophyceae; Desmidiales; Closteriaceae. The record is from the annotation of a GenBank genome assembly.